This is a messenger RNA of Mytilus trossulus (common blue mussel), 586 nucleotides long. RefSeq names its product large ribosomal subunit protein eL14-like. NCBI's taxonomy places the organism in Eukaryota, Metazoa, Mollusca, Bivalvia, Mytilida, Mytilidae. Gene Ontology annotation, molecular function: structural constituent of ribosome; RNA binding. Gene Ontology annotation, biological process: translation; ribosomal large subunit biogenesis. The record is from RefSeq and is a predicted model, not a curated record. The transcript is spliced from 5 exons. The coding region runs from base 95 to 556 and encodes 153 amino acids. Gene Ontology annotation, cellular component: cytosolic large ribosomal subunit; ribosome.
AUAAGAUACUGGUACCGAGUAGUAAAAAAGGAAACCAGUUUAAACGGAAGUCAGGUUAAACUUCCUCUAUAUAGCCUCUUUUUCACGACGAAUCAUGGUUGUCGGCCAGUUAAGAUUUGUUGAAAUAGGCCGUGUGGCCUACAUUGCCUAUGGACCAGACCAAGGCAAACUAUGUGCUAUAGUUGAUGUUAUUGAUCAGAACAGGGCCUUGAUUGAUGGACCAUGCACUGGUGUGUCCAGGAAACAGAUGAAUUUCAAAAACAUUCAUUUGACUGGUAUCAAAUUAAAAAUGCCAAGAUCCCUCCGUACUGGUCUCCUGAAGAAAAAAUGGGAAAGUGAGAAAAUCCAAGAACAAUGGGGAAAAACCACAUGGGCCCAGAAAAUAGCAAACAGAGAACUGAGGAGUAAGCUCUCAGAUUUUGACAGAUUUAAACUGAUGAAGGCCAAGCAAGCAAGAAACAGAUUGAUAAAUGUUGAAUUUGGUAAACUGAGACUUCAGGCCAAGAAGGCUCCAGCUAAACCCAAGAGGAUUAGGAAGCGUCCAAGCAAAAAAUAAACACUCACUAUUAAAGGGUUUAGAAAUAAA